Cryptotermes secundus is the source of this 2809-nucleotide messenger RNA. RefSeq names its product ras-related protein Rab-43 (gene Rab19). Gene Ontology annotation, cellular component: trans-Golgi network. The transcript is spliced from 6 exons. Bases 59 to 718 code for a protein of 219 amino acids. Gene Ontology annotation, molecular function: GTPase activity; GTP binding. NCBI's taxonomy places the organism in Eukaryota, Metazoa, Arthropoda, Insecta, Blattodea, Kalotermitidae. The record is from RefSeq and is a predicted model, not a curated record.
GAUAUUUUGCAAUAUGGCGUUUGUAGUACUUGCAUGAAGUAAUGAUAAUGAUGUGAAAAUGUCAGGUCGUGCAUCAUAUAGCUUAGUUAGUUCUGGUGAUGAUAGUUUUGAUUUCUUAUUUAAGAUAGUAUUAAUUGGUGACUGUGGAGCAGGGAAGACUUGCGUUGUGCAGAGGUUCAAAUCUGGAACGUUUGUGGAAAGACACGGUAAUACGAUCGGAGUUGAUUUUUCAAUGAAAACUGUAAUUGUUGAUGGCAAGAAGGUGAAGCUGCAGAUAUGGGAUACAGCAGGCCAAGAAAGGUUUCGUACCAUUACUCAAAGUUACUAUCGAUCAGCAAACGGUGUCAUUAUAGUGUAUGAUAUAACAAAGCGAUCAUCAUUUCUUAGUCUUCAAAGAUGGAUUGAAGAAGUCCGAAGAUAUACUGCCUCAAAUGUCCUGCUAAUUCUUGUCGGCAAUAAAUGUGAUCUGGAAAGUUUAAGGGAGGUAGAAUUUGCUGAAGCAGAAGCAAUGUGUGAAUACAUUCCAGAGAUCUUGUUUGUUCUUGAAGCUUCAGCAAAAGAAAACACCAAUAUUGAUGACGCUUUUAUGUGUUUGGCCACGGAACUCAAGAGGAGACAUGAGGGCCGUCCAUAUCCUGAAGGUUCAACUGAAGACACAGUGCAGCUUGGCGAAGGGAAGAGCCUGACUCGCUGCAGUGGCUGCAAUUUCAAUUUAUAGUAAUGUGCCUUACACUCCGAGCCAGAAAUUAAAAAGUGAUGCAGUUCUGAUCUGAGAUUGUCACUGUAUCCUAGCCUUGACACAAACUGCAAUAGUGAGGCAGCAACAGAAUGCCAUGACAGAAGAGGAAGACCAUUUUAAAUGCAUAGUACAAGGAAUAUAAGCAUUCUAAUAGUAGUGAUAGAAAAACUUUAAGUUACAUAUUGUGGGUUCCUGGGUUGUGACACUAUCUUUUACUAAGCAGGUUGGCAUACUGUUAACACCCUAGACUUGUAUUUUGGAGAUGGUUAGUUCAAAUCUCUGUAGGGACACAGUUACCUCAGUCCCUCCAGGCAAGUCCUGCAAUAGUACCUUGAUAGCCCAUGAUCACUUCCUGCCAGAUCCUUUCCAGUGCAUCAGUCACCUUACCAUUUGAUGCUCUGUAGUCUGACAGCAUCAUAAAAGAGCCCACAAAAGGAAAGACAUCAUCUUACCAAGCAAGGUGCCUUACACAAUAAUGCUUCUGUCUUCUAUUCAGAAGGUAGCCAGUUUAAAUCUGUCUCGGCUGGAACAGUGACUCUGCUGACAUAUUUUUGCACUUUUCAUCUGUCCCUCCAAGCAAAUGCCAGGAGAGUAACUUAAAUUAGCAAAUGACUGAUUUUUAAAUUCUUUCCAGUUCAUUAUUCGCUGUCAUCUGAAUAUUCAGCUCUUUUUAGUCUGGGUUACUGCUAGUGUUGUCAGACUCCUUAUAAAUAAAUGCAGAUAAGUUGACACCAUUUGUAGGAAGGUGGAGGCAAUAUAUUCCUGUUAGAUGUUGGUACCCACCUACACAGAAAACCACAAUAUGAAUCUGUAGAGCCAUGAAAACCUCACAUCUUAUAAAUUUCUGAGAAUUUUGCAGUAAGACUUUUAAUCAACCUUAGUAGCACAGUCAAGUGAGUAUUAAGUUAUAUAAGCUGCUUCAUGUCAUUAUUGUCAGUGACAGAACCAGACUAAGUCAUCGAGUGCCAUGUAUUUAAAUUUAAAAUUAAAAGUUAUUUCUCAUUCCCCUAAUUGAGGGUUGAGAAUUGCAUGAAGCACAUAUGUAUUUAUAUGUCUGUAAUGGUACUGUGUUUUUUCUUUUGUCCCAUUUAAAUUUCAUGUUUCUGUUACUGCAUAUAGUUUUUUAAAUUAUACUGUAUUUGCAGUUAAUCAUACAUGACACACAUUUGAAAACUGACACCAUUGUAGUGAACUGAUACAUAGUAAUUGUUUAUAACUUAAAAUUUCGUCUUUUCUUUAAGUCAGGCUGUUGUUUCCAGAAUAUGUCACUCAAUCUUUCAUGGAGUUUGCCAGGGCUGUGUCUACCUAUAGGAAAGUAGUCUCUUACAGUUUUUAUGGUUUUGUCAGGUGCCUUUCUUGAAACUUGCUCAUUCCAUUCAUCUCUCACUAUUUUUCUCAGUGUUCUCAUCAAAGUUGUUUCCAUAAUUGGGGGUAUCUGGUCUUGUUUCUGCUGCAUAAGUCAUUAUGGGCCAAGUGAUAGUGAAUGUUCUUUCUUUUGGCCUUUGUAAGUGUUUAUUAUUCCGUAUUAUAUCAUUUAAAUAUCCAGAUGUUCUCUUUUCUUUAUUUGCUUGGCAUCUGAUUUCUGUUUGUAAAAUUAUGUUAUUAGUUAUCGCAUAUCCUAAAUGGUGAAAACUCAUAAUCAGUUUAAUUAUGGUAUAUUGAAUUUCUAAUUUACAACAUGAUGUUUCUUUAUAAUUACCAUUGAUUAGUUUCAUCUAUGGCAGUUUUGAUUCCAUAGAUUGGUAGCUGAUUUGAAGGUUAUCUUCCUUGUCUACAAUCUGUCAUCUGCAGAGCAUAUUAUGUUGACUUCUUUUCUUCCCAUUUUGUAUCCUUGUUUUACUCUUCCUUAAAAUUUCAUUGGAAUAAAAUUUAGUACAGGAAUUGAAACACAUGAUACAGUUUACAUGCUGUUCACCAUUCAGAUAAGGAAAUACAGAUGUUUGCUGGACAGUGACAUAAUAAUAUAGUAUUGCUUACAGUUAAGGACAGCAUUUGCUGAAAUAAGUUCCCAUAAUUUUGCCACGCUGCAGCUACCACAUGAAACCUGAUUUAUGCUAACCUGACCUGCAG